AUGGUGUGGUAUAGCUAUGGCAAUACCCUCAAUGCCUUGGCUCUGGCUAUGUCAAGCUUAGCCUACACUCGCGACACCUUUGCAGAUUCCAUUGCAAUGCAGCAGAACCAGAUGUACCAGGAGAAAAACUACCACAUUACCUGGAUUGCAUCCGUCCGUGAGGAGAUGCGCGAUUUUUUGACCAUCUUUGUGGGAAGGCUCCAGAACACGGGCUUGCUAAACACACUGCUCUUUGGGAUCUCAACGGCAUUUCUUUGCGAGGGCGAGCUUGACAAUGAAGCUCCAGACUCACUGGUCUAUGCCUAUUACAGCUCGCUGAUCAUUAGCAUGCUGUACUUUGGCUGCUCCAUACUGUUCUGCUUCAUUGGGGCAGCCAGUGCCUAUGCCGAAAGCCGCAAGUUCAUGCUGAAGUUCGUGCCCGACGUUCACGAUGCCUACAAUUUCGACUACAUCUCGCAGCUUCUCGAAUGGGAGACCAAGGGCGAAGCUUUGCGCGUCCCGUUCGUGAUGGAGUCCAAGCGCCUGGCUGAGAAGCGGGAACGGAAGAAACACAAGGAAGGCAAGAGUGCAGAACCAGAGGAUUUCUUCGAGAAGUUCGAUCGCAGGAUGAAGGACUUCAACGAGUCCACGAAGGUGGACUAUUUGCACAAGGGCGGGACCAAUGCGCACUUCUGGGGUGUGAGUCCUACGAAUGAGUCCGAUGAGGAGAGGGGGGAGGGACCCUUGGAGCAAAGCUUCUAUGAGAUCAUUGGGGGCUACAACUUGCUCUGGGAGCCCUGUUCUCUAGCAAGCCAUAACUCCAUGAUGCUGGGCGUUUUCGCUCUGUGCGAAAGUUUCUCAUACUUCUUGAUAGGACGGCACAUGGAGCGAUCUCUUCAAGAUAGGCUGGGCAUGUUUGCAACAAUGACAAUUGCUGCGCUCGCGUUCGUGGGGCGGGUCUCCUCUCGACUUGUGACAGUGGAGUCUGAGCUCGACCUGAAAGGGCACCACAUCAGAGACGAAGACUGCCUCAACCCAUCGCGUAAACUGAAAGACUUGGCUUUGAAGCUCUUGAUGCUGUUGGGGCCGUUGACGGUUAUGAGUGGCGUGUUUCUUCCGGAAGAUGGUUUGGUGCUUGUGGGAUACAUGUCCCAUGGAGCUUUGCACGCUUACCUCGCCUUCUUCCUGCUGCGCUCCUUUCCCAGUGAAAAAAAGCAAAGUGGCUUGCCUCCUCCACGCCCCGAGAAACUGAGGCGUUUGGCGCAGGGAAAAGGCACUGGCAGCAAGCAAGAGGACCCCGAGCUUGGGAUUCAGGCUAGGGAGUCUCCAGAGCCCAUGCUUCGCCAGCUCCUCUUCGAGAGCGAGAAGAAGUCCCAGCGGACGGCGGUUUUCAUGAAGAGGCUCCUUCUCAAGAGCCACUUCUUAGCUUGCCUGCCUUGGGCUUGGUUGACUUUGGGAGCUUUGCAACAGCUGGCCGCAGGGAAGGCCGAUCAGAGCCAACUGAGCCCAGAGGUCAAUUUCACGGAGGUGGACAUGAACUGGUCAGCUGAUGGUUUCUUCCGUGCUCGUGCCAUAACUUGCUCGCAGGGGGGCCGCGUUUGGCUUGCUAGUGAGGAUGGAGUUUUUCAGAUUUCACAUGGUGUGGAUGGUGGCCUUGUAGAAAGUGUAGAAUGUCCGGACCUGCCACUGGAUGAGAGUGUCCAGGGCCUUACUGAGCAGUGCUCGGAGUCAGGUUGCUGGCCACUGGUGUUGGGAAGUAGUGGCAGGCUGCACAGCUGCGGCCCAAAGAGCCUGACCAACGCCCCCUUCACUCAGCUGUCUGGCAUCUCUGGCAUCGCUUUGGCAGGUGAGGAGUUCUACGUAAGCAAGAACCACAGCAUCCUGCACGUUCCAAGCCGCAAGGCAGUAGCGCGCCCAGUUCCCGGGCUUGUUGGCUUCGACAUCCUCCGAACCUCGAAAGGUGACGAUGUGUUCAUCUUUUCAGAAGACAAAGCCGAAGCCAUCCAGGUCAAAAGGGCUGGGGCCAGAGAGCUGCAAAAGUGGGCCUUGCCUACAACGCUGCCUCCGCUGCGGUCCGCCUGUGCUAUCGGCAACUCCACAGUGCUGGCAGCCGUGCAGGAUGCCACUUUACAAGACCACCCACGGCUUUUGCUCAUGAAGCUGUAG
Messenger RNA from Symbiodinium pilosum, 2145 nucleotides. NCBI's taxonomy places the organism in Eukaryota, Dinophyceae, Suessiales, Symbiodiniaceae. The record is from the annotation of a GenBank genome assembly.